GCUCGCCCAGCCCGCCACCUCCAUACCCGGCUCCGCCUAGCCCCUCGCCUCCCGAGGUCCCCAGCUAUCCUCCUCCCUACCCGCCACAGCCAAGUCCGCCCUCGCCUUCGCCACCGUCACCCAGCCCGCCCUCGCCCAGCCCGCCACCUCCAUACCCGGCUCCGCCCAGCCCCUCGCCUCCCGAGGUCCCCACUGCUCCUCCUCCCUACCCGCCACAGCCAAGCCCUCCCUCGCCUUCGCCACCGUCACCCAGCCCGCGCUCGCCCAGCCCGCCACCUCCAUACCCGGCUCCGCCUAGCCCCUCGCCUCCCGAGGUCCCCACUGCUCCUCCUCCCUACCCGCCACAGCCAAGUCCGCCCUCGCCUUCGCCACCGUCACCCAGCCCGCCCUCGCCCAGCCCGCCACCUCCAUACCCGGCUCCGCCUAGCCCCUCGCCUCCCGAGGUCCCCACUGCUCCUCCUCCCUACCCGCCACAGCCAAGUCCGCCCUCGCCUUCGCCACCGUCACCCAGCCCGCGCUCGCCCAGCCCGCCACCUCCAUACCCGGCUCCGCCUAGCCCCUCGCCUCCCGAGGUCCCCACUGCUCCUCCUCCCUACCCGCCACAGCCAAGUCCGCCCUCGCCUUCGCCACCGUCACCCAGCCCGCCCUCGCCCAGCCCGCCACCUCCAUACCCGGCUCCGCCUAGCCCCUCGCCUCCCGAGGUCCCCACUGCUCCUCCUCCCUACCCGCCACAGCCAAGUCCGCCCUCGCCUUCGCCACCGUCACCCAGCCCGCCCUCGCCCAGCCCGCCGCCUCCAUACCCGGCUCCGCCCAGCCCCUCGCCUCCCGAGGUCCCCACUGCUCCUCCUCCCUACCCGCCACAGCCAAGUCCGCCCUCGCCUUCGCCACCGUCACCCAGCCCGCCCUCGCCCAGCCCGCCGCCUCCAUACCCGACUCCACCUAGCCCCUCGCCUCCCGAUGUCCCCACUGCUCCUCCUCCCUACCCGCCACAGCCAAGCCCGCCCUCGCCUUCGCCACCGUCACCCAGCCCGCCCUCGCCCAGCCCGCCGCCUCCAUACCCGGCUCCGCCCAGCCCCUCGCCUCCCGAGGUCCCCAGCUAUCCUCCUCCCUACCCGCCACAGCCAAGCCCACCCUCGCCUUCGCCACCGUCACCCAGCCCGCCCUCGCCCAGCCCGCCGCCUCCAUACCCGGCUCCGCCCAGCCCCUCGCCUCCCGAGGUCCCCACUGCUCCUCCUCCCUACCCGCCACAGCCAAGCCCUCCCUCGCCUUCGCCACCGUCACCCAGCCCGCCCUCGCCCAGCCCGCCACCUCCAUACCCGGCUCCGCCUAGCCCCUCGCCUCCCGAGGUCCCCACUGCUCCUCCUCCCUACCCGCCACAGCCAAGUCCGCCCUCGCCUUCGCCACCGUCACCCAGCCCGCCCUCGCCCAGCCCGCCGCCUCCAUACCCGGCUCCGCCCAGCCCCUCGCCUCCCGAGGUCCCCACUGCUUCUCCUCCCUACCCGCCACAGCCAAGCCCUCCCUCGCCUUCGCCACCGUCACCCAGCCCGCCCUCGCCCAGCCCGCCACCUCCAUACCCGGCUCCA
This is a messenger RNA of Astrephomene gubernaculifera, 1583 nucleotides long. The record is from the annotation of a GenBank genome assembly. NCBI's taxonomy places the organism in Eukaryota, Viridiplantae, Chlorophyta, Chlorophyceae, Chlamydomonadales, Astrephomenaceae.